Messenger RNA from Condylura cristata (star-nosed mole), 4567 nucleotides. RefSeq names its product G protein-coupled receptor 176 (gene GPR176). Gene Ontology annotation, biological process: G protein-coupled receptor signaling pathway. Lineage: Eukaryota; Metazoa; Chordata; Mammalia; Eulipotyphla; Talpidae. The record is from RefSeq and is a predicted model, not a curated record. Gene Ontology annotation, molecular function: G protein-coupled receptor activity. Bases 956 to 2503 code for a protein of 515 amino acids. The transcript is spliced from 3 exons. Gene Ontology annotation, cellular component: plasma membrane.
ACCAUCCCCAGGGAACGGGUCUUCCACUCAAGCCCCCACCUCCGCCGCCCUGGGCGCGCGCCAGGAGUCGGGCGGCUGUGUUGACAGUGCCCCUUCCCCGGUAGGGGCGUACUCCCGCGUCUCGGCGUCGUUGUGUAGCACCCUUCCAGCUGACAGGAGCCAGGAAAGAGAGCUCUAGGCGGUGUCUGGCAAAGGGGCUGCGGAACAGGGUGCCCCUCAGCCAACCUACUGCCGAGGCGAAAGGUUGGAGCCCCCAGCGAGGGACUGGGUCUGAGGAGACCUCACAGGCGUCUUGGGACACGACCAGACGUGGAGGGCGAGGCUGCUGGGGGAAAUUUAGGGCGUUCCGCUCAGGCCAUGGGCCCCGUCGGGGACUCGGGGGUCCCCUCGGGGCUCGGACCACUUGGCUCGUGCUUUCCACGGGUUCCCCAUCGCCAUUUCACAUCUACAUCGACAGGUUUAAAAAGCAGCUUCCGCCAGAUGUUUCCAGUCCUUUAAGGAGAAAGACUGAGCCUGUCAACCUGGGGGCACUCGCGAGGGAUGCCCCGACCCUCGAAGGGUGGGAGGAACAGAGGUUGAAGGGGGGCGGCGGGAGCCGAGAGCGCCCUCCUUGACCACCAAAUGCCUCCUCCUGUUUCUGUCUCUGCUGAGUGGGCUUGGCCGCGCUGACCCCCCGGGAGGAGGGACGGACGACGCCCGGCGGGUUCUGACCGCCUUCAUGUGGCUGCUGACGGGGAUCCAGGUGGGAACGGGUAUGGGGCGCAGCCUCUCCCUAGUCCCUCCCCGCCUCCCGGGCGCUGGGGUUGGCGAUGAGGAGACGUGAGGGGACCGGCGGCUGCCCCGGGUCCUUCAACUCCACCGAGCACCGGCGCGUCCCUCCGCGCCCGGGGCAGGAGAGCGCCAGGCGCAGGGCUUCGAGGCCGGCGGCGAGCGGAGCUGGCGCCCCGGCCUCGCCAUGGGGCACAACGGCAGCUGGAUCUCCCGAAACGCCAGCGAGCCGCGCAACGCGUCGGGCGCUGAGGCGACGGGCGCCAACCGGAGUGCGCUGGGGGGGUUCGGCGAGGCGCAGCUGUACCGCCAAUUCACCACCACGGUGCAAGUCGUCAUCUUCAUAGGCUCACUGCUCGGAAACUUCAUGGUGUUAUGGUCAACUUGCCGCACAACAGCUUUCAAAUCUGUCACUAACAGGUUCAUUAAAAACCUGGCCUGCUCAGGUAUUUGUGCCAGCUUGGUCUGCGUGCCCUUCGACAUCAUCCUCAGCACCAGUCCUCAUUGUUGCUGGUGGAUCUACACCAUGCUCUUCUGCAAGGUUGUCAAAUUUUUGCACAAAGUCUUCUGCUCUGUGACGAUCCUCAGUUUUCCUGCCAUUGCCUUGGACAGGUACUACUCAGUCCUCUAUCCCCUGGAGAGAAAAAUAUCAGAUGCCAAGUCCCGUGAACUGGUGAUGUACAUCUGGGCCCAUGCAGUGGUGGCCAGCAUCCCUGUGUUUGCUGUGACCAAUGUGGCUGAUAUCUAUGCCAUGUCGACCUGCACCGAAGUCUGGAGCAACUCCCUGGGCCAUCUGGUGUACGUCCUGGUCUAUAACAUCACGACGGUCAUUGUGCCUGUGGCUGUAGUAUUCCUCUUCUUGAUACUGAUCCGACGGGCCCUGAGUGCCAGCCAGAAGAAGAAGGUCAUCAUUGCAGCACUCCGGACCCCACAGAACACCAUCUCCAUCCCCUAUGCCUCCCAGCGAGAGGCAGAACUGCAUGCCACCCUGCUCUCCAUGGUGAUGGUCUUCAUCUUAUGUAGCGUGCCCUACGUCACUCUAGUCGUCUACCAGACUGUGCUCAAUGUCCCUGACACUUCUGUCUUCUUGCUGCUCACUGCCAUUUGGUUGCCCAAAGUCUCUUUGCUGGCAAAUCCUGUGCUCUUUCUUACUGUCAACAAGUCUGUCCGCAAGUGCUUGGUAGGAACCUUAGUACAACUGCACCAUCGGUACAGUCGCCGAAAUGUGGUUAGUACAGGCACUGGGAUGGCUGAUGCUGGCCUGGAGCCCAGCAUGCGCUCAGGCAGCCAGCUCCUAGAGAUGUUCCACAUUGGGCAGCAGCAGAUCUUUAAGCCCACAGAGGAUGAGGAAGAGAGUGAAGCCAAAUAUAUGGGCUCAGUUGACCUCCAAGCCAAGGAGAUACUAACCACCUGCCUGGAGGGAGAGCAGGGGCCACAGUUUGCAUCCCCUGCAUCCCCCCCUGGCACAGUGGACUCUAUAUCCCAGGUGGUGCCAGCAGGCCCAGUGGAACCAGAGACAUUCCCUGACAAGUAUGCCCUGCAGUUUGGCUUUGGGCCUUUUGAGUUGCCUCCUCAGUGGCUCUCGGAGACCCGAAACAGCAAGAAGCGGCUGCUUCCCCCCUUGGGUAACACCCCAGAAGAGCUGAUCCAGACAAAGUUGCCCAAGGUAGGCAGGGUUGAGCGGAAGAUGAGCAGGAACAAUAAAGUGAGUAUUUUUCCAAAGGUGGAUUCCUAGCAGGGAUUGUAGAUUCCUAGAAGAAACAGAGCUCCCACACUCCUGUCCCCUUCACUCUGGCCCAGUGGUUUGUAGAAUGGGUUAACUCCUCCUUAUGGACCAGAUGUUUCUGAAAGAGAGGGAAAUCAUAUAAAACCAAAUGUCCUCUUUUUUGAGGGAAUAUAUGUAAUUAGCUCAAUGAUCGAUUUCCUUUGUGAAGUCCACAUCCUCUCUCUGUGGAAGUGAAAGUUGGGCAGUGGGAGUGAGUCCUAGGAUGGAUAUUCUAUAUGAUCCCUCAGGUCCCUGGGCCCAGCAGAAACAACAUGGAAAGAAAAGUGUCCAUGAGCUCCAAGGAAGCAGGGGAGCUUGAGAGGAUUAUGAAGUGCUAUUGACAAAAGGAAAAUGCCCAUUUUAUGGACUUAAUUAUGAGUAAUAGUCAAUUUUUCAUGUUUAUCUCUAUCUUCAGAGAAGAUAGGGACCUGGCAUUUGACCUGGCAUCUUCUCUGGAAGCUCUGAUCAUAUGAUCACAGUUUCUCCUUAUGUCAUUCAUCCCUUUCACUGGGUCAUAGAUAUGAAAUGACUUUUCUACCCCCAGUUGACAGAUACGGCAACAGAUAUGCUUGGGGAUUAGGGAGGUAGUUUGUCUUGAAAUCCUGACAUUUGUCUGGGAUGACAGAGGCCUUGGAGACAUACUCCUGCAUCUCCUAGUAAUAGUGGGUGUCAGUUGGAAACUACUGUAAACUCAUCAUUAUAUCUUUCUACCUUGAGUUGUGUUUGAUCCACAAAUGAGAGAAAGUUUAGAGGUGGAGAAGAAAGACAGACACGUCCAGGUACAAUUGGACUUUCCCCACAUAAUCCCAUGUGAAAGGUGCUAGGUAGUAAUCAGUAGAAGUAAACAAAGUAUACUGAAAAAAAAAAAAAUCUUGUGCAAACUUUUGGAAUUUCGAGGUAAUUUAAAAACGUAGUUUGUGUGAUCUCGGUCCACUGGAAACAUCAAGCUAAACAUUCUUGAUUAGGAAAGGUGAUUCUGCUCCAACGACUGGAAAAAGCCUUACAAAGAUGGCUCCCUUCUCAGGAGAACUCCAGAAUUCAGGUAUGGUCAGUCUUGUUCCCUAUCUAUUAUCAUUUUGUUUUGGACACAAGGAGAAACAGAAUGGGGAGAAAGACAUAAUCAUAAUAAAAUGUCAAGGCCAUACCUAGCCCAGAUGAAUUCACUGUUUUCUCCUUCCUAGUGAAGUUUUAGCAGAAUCCAGAGAAGAUAAGAGAGGGAGCACAGACUCCUCAAUCGAUUAGCGUCUGGGUGGUUCUCACAAGUAAUUUGAGUCCAGUUGGGGGUGGAUUGAACUGGGCUAAAUUCAAACUACAGAGGACACUUUUAGAGGGCAGAUCAAGUGCCAGUUCUGAUCUCAUGAAAGUGUUUAUUCUUGUUAAUAGUAUAUAGGGGAGCAAAUCCAGUGCCUUGAGCAAGCCUGAAGGGAAGUGGGCAUUCUCACAGGCACACUUCUGCAUCCCAAAGGCAGUGGUCCUCACAGUCCCCUCUUUGAACACGUUGGCCCUUGUCCUUUGGGAAACUCAGACCAUGUGCAGGGAGUUUCCUUUUUCCCCUAGGUGUGCUGUCUUGUGAUUUCUGAAUGUGAACCUAAAGGCCUUUUCCCAGCAGAGGGAGCGCCUUCCUCUUCGUGCUUUGUGUCCUGGCAGAAUUGUGUGCUCCGGCAAAAACAGGGGACACCAGCCUUCAUGGCCCCCUGCCUCUCGCGCCCUUUGCGCAUGCCCUUGUGGCUCCUAAUACGUAAUAUGUGACCUUUAAGCUUGUCUUUCAAAGCCUUCACAGUUGUCACAACUCUCAUCAAGGGAAACGUAAUCUGUCAGAUAAUCACAUCCAUUUUAGGAGAAUUUGUCAAAUGUAACCACUUUGGUAUUGUUCUGUUAAUACGUAUGUACAACUUAAUACAUUCUGAUAAGGCAGAAUUUGGCAGGUAUUCCCUAUGUAUGUUUGAAGGAGGUGGUUGACUUUUAACAGGUCAUUGUCAGGAGUAUUUCUAUACUCUGAAGAACUACAUUUUAAUAAAAAAAUGAAAAGCAGUU